AUGUCGGGUUGUGAAGAAGAAUUAGCAACAACAGAAGCACCUUUUGAUGAUUGCCUUCAAGUCCGAAAAUGGUGGUGUUUUCUAUUAUCGAGUAUAUUUACAUUUCUUGCCGGGCUUCUCAUUGUUCUUUUGUGGCGAGCUUUUGCGUUCAUUUGUUGCCGUAAAGAGCCAGAACUCUCUCCAAAUGAUCCGAAACAGAAGGAGCUCAAAGCCAAUCGUGGCAAACAGGAGUUUGAGGGGACUUUUAUGACAGAAGCCAAGGACUGGGCUGGAGAACUUAUAUCAGGACAAACAACCACUGGCCGUAUUUUGGUGGUUCUUGUUUUUAUUCUUAGUAUCGCAUCACUCAUCAUUUACUUUAUCGAUGCAACACAUGAAAAAGUGGAACGUUGUCAAAAAUGGAGCGACAAUACUACACAACAAAUCGAUCUUGCAUUCAAUAUAUUUUUUAUGGUGUACUUUUUUAUACGAUUCAUAGCAGCAUCUGAUAAAUUUUGGUUUAUGUUAGAAAUGUACAGUUUUGUCGACUAUUUCACAAUACCCCCGUCCUUUGUGUCGAUAUAUUUAGACCGCACGUGGAUUGGUCUUCGAUUCCUUCGAGCACUACGACUUAUGACCGUUCCGGAUAUCUUACAAUAUCUAAAUAUACUUAAAACAUCAAGCUCUAUUCGUUUAGCGCAAUUAGUAUCAAUUUUUAUAUCCGUUUGGUUAACAGCCGCUGGAAUCAUUCAUUUGCUUGAAAAUUCUGGCGAUCCAUUGGAAUUUAACAAUCCUCAUCAAUUGUCAUAUUGGACAUGUGUUUAUUUUCUCAUCGUAACGAUGUCAACAGUGGGUUAUGGUGACGUAUUUUGUGAGACAGUUCUUGGCAGAACAUUUUUGGUAUUCUUCUUACUCGUCGGUUUGGCGAUAUUUGCAAGUUGCAUUCCUGAGAUUAUCGAUUUAAUUGGAACGAGACCAAAGUAUGGGGGAACAUUAAAAAAUGAGAGGGGGCGUAGACACAUCGUCGUUUGUGGACAUAUAACUUAUGAGUCUGUAUCGCAUUUCCUGAAAGACUUUCUGCACGAAGAUCGAGAGGAUGUGGACGUGGAAGUUGUAUUUCUUCAUAGGCACGUUCCUGGUCUUGAACUCGAGGGCCUUUUCAAAAGACAUUUUACUACGGUGGAGUUCUUUCAAGGCACUAUCAUGAAUCCAAUUGAUUUACAGCGAGUCAAGGUUCAUGAAGCUGAUGCCUGUUUAGUGUUAGCCAAUAAGUACUGUCAAGAUCCCGAUGCAGAAGAUGCUGCCAACAUUAUGCGCGUUAUUUCAAUCAAAAAUUAUAGCGAUGACAUUCGUGUUAUUAUUCAGUUAAUGCAAUAUCAUAAUAAAGCAUAUUUACUCAAUAUUCCGUCGUGGGAUUGGAAGCAAGGAGAUGAUGUCAUUUGUCUAGCAGAGUUAAAAUUGGGCUUCAUUGCACAAAGUUGUUUGGCGCCUGGUUUUUCAACGAUGAUGGCUAAUUUAUUUGCCAUGAGAUCAUUCAAAACGUCCCCUGAUAUGCAAAUAUGGCAAAAUGACUACUUGCAAGGUACCGGAUGUGAGAUGUAUACUGAAACCCUUUCACCUUCAUUCACCGGAAUGACUUUUCCACAAGCCUGCGAGCUUUGCUUCACAAAACUCAAAUUGUUAUUGUUAGCGAUAGAAAUAAAAGGCGGAGAAGAGGGUAAUGAUAGUAAAAUUUCAAUCAAUCCACGUGGUGCGAAAAUAUUAGCAAAUACACAAGGAUUCUUUAUUGCACAAAGUGCUGACGAAGUAAAAAGAGCUUGGUUCUAUUGUAAGGCAUGUCAUGAGGACAUAAAGGAUGAAACUCUCAUAAAGAAGUGCAAGUGCAAAAACUUGGCUUUAAUGAGGAAAAAGUUUCGAGCUCCUCCUUCUCCAUCAAAAGUAAUAAGUCCAUCAAAUGAUCAUCCUGCCGCACCAACAUAUACUCCUCCUGAACUUCCUAAAAGAGUCCAUGUGCGGGGAUUAACUGGGGACGUAACACGAGAGCGUGAUGAAAUUAACCUCAUUAAUCGUAAUAGACGAAUGCCAUCAGUAAGCUCGGGUUCUCAUCAAAUGUUAAAUUCCAUACAAACAAAACAAGUUAACAAAGUUAAACCAAACGUUAAUCGACCACCAAAUGGUGCUGAAGGUGUUGUCGUGUCUCCAUCCUCAUACAAUCGACCUGCGGAAACGGAAGCAAAUCCAUAUGCGGGAUAUCAACUAGCAUAUGAAGUCAAAAAGCUCAUGCCUACUGCUCGUGGAGGAUCAGGAACUCAGAAUACAAACGGAGUGACGCUACAGGCCGGAAUCGCAGAUGAUCAGUCUAAAGAUUUUGAUUUUGAAAAGACAGAGAUGAAGUAUGAUUCGACAGGAAUGUUUCAUUGGAGUCCAGCUAGAAGUCUUGAAGAAUGCAUUUUGGAUCGAAAUCAAGCAGCAAUGACAGUAUUAAAUGGACAUGUUGUUGUGUGUUUAUUCGCUGAUCCUGACAGUCCACUCAUUGGUCUCAGAAAUUUAGUUAUGCCUUUACGUGCAUCAAAUUUUCAUUAUCACGAAUUAAAACAUGUUGUUAUUGUUGGUUCUGUUGAUUACAUUCGUAGAGAAUGGAAAAUGUUACAAAACUUACCAAAAAUAUCUGUGCUUAAUGGAUCACCACUUAGUCGCGCUGAUUUACGUGCCGUGAAUGUAAAUUUAUGUGAUAUGUGCUGCAUUUUAUCAGCAAAAGUGCCAUCAAAUGAUGAUCCAACGUUAGCUGAUAAAGAAGCAAUUUUAGCAUCUCUUAAUAUAAAAGCCAUGACAUUUGACGAUACAAUUGGUGUACUGAGUCAGCGAGGUGAGCAAGACAAUCUAACGCCGGUUGGAAGUCCAAUCGUACUACAAAGACGUGGAUCUGUAUAUGGUGCAAAUGUUCCAAUGAUUACUGAAUUAGUAAAUGACAGUAAUGUGCAGUUUCUCGAUCAAGACGACGAUGACGAUCCUGACACAGAACUUUAUUUAACUCAGCCGUUUGCAUGCGGUACUGCUUUUGCCGUCAGUGUAUUAGAUUCAUUAAUGUCGACGACAUAUUUUAAUCAAAACGCCUUAACAUUAAUUCGUUCGUUAAUUACCGGUGGUGCAACACCUGAAUUAGAACUGAUUUUAGCAGAAGGUGCUGGACUUCGUGGUGGAUAUAGUACACCCGAGAGUCUUAGUAAUCGAGAUCGUUGUAGAGUGGGUCAGAUAUCACUUUAUGAUGGACCAUUGGCACAAUUUGGUGAAGCUGGUAAAUACGGCGACCUCUUCGUUGCUGCUUUAAGAUCAUAUGGAAUGCUUUGCAUUGGACUUUACCGAUUUCGUGAUACAAGUUCGAGUUGUGAUGCUAGUAGUAAACGUUAUGUAAUAACUAAUCCACCAGAUGACUUUCAACUACUGCCAACUGAUCAGGUCUUUGUUUUGAUGCAAUUUGAUCCUGGAUUAGAGUAUAAACCUCAAACAAGGCCAAAUGCACAAAAUUCAGGCGGUGCAGUAGGAAUUAACACAGGAAAUAUUGUUAGUAGUACUCGUCAAAACAAUAAUCAAGUAAAUCAAGUAGGAGGUGGUGGAUCAAACAAGGAUGACAACUCUUGA
Molecule: messenger RNA, 3618 nt
Organism: Chironomus riparius
Lineage: Eukaryota; Metazoa; Arthropoda; Insecta; Diptera; Chironomidae
Source: the annotation of a GenBank genome assembly